This is a messenger RNA of Ooceraea biroi (clonal raider ant), 3114 nucleotides long. RefSeq lists its product as uncharacterized. Gene Ontology annotation, molecular function: nucleic acid binding. Gene Ontology annotation, biological process: DNA integration. The record is from RefSeq and is a predicted model, not a curated record. NCBI's taxonomy places the organism in Eukaryota, Metazoa, Arthropoda, Insecta, Hymenoptera, Formicidae.
AUGAGCUCCUCGAGUUAUUGCAACGAUUUUGGAAACAGGAAAAAAUCGUUCCUAGUCAUCAAUCAACUCUUACUGCAGAAGAAUCUCAGUGUGAAGAACAUUUUGAACAAACUCAUUCCCGUGACUCAAAUGGGCGGUUCGUGGUUCGACUCCCGUUCAGAAAAACCGUGGCGGAUUUCGGCCGCUCCCGCCCAGCCGCGCGCAACGCUCUAUUUCGAUUGGAAAAACGCUUUGCGUCAAACCCCCCCCCCCCUCAAAAACGCGUACAGUAAGUUUCUGCGCGAGUAUCGCGAGCUCGGUCACAUGCGACUCGUAACUACGCCCGGCCUCCCUCAACAGCGCGAAUUCUUUCUGCCGCAUCAUGGCGUCACCCGGGAGUCUAGCUCCACCACUAAACUCCAGGUGGUAUUCAACGGAUCGCAGAAGACCUCGCUCAGAUUUUCUCUCAACGACGAGCUGCACGUCGGACCGAAGCUGCAAACGGAGCUCACUAACGUCCUUACUCGCUGGCGCCAACAUCCGUAUGUAUUCGCCGCUGACAUAGAGAAAAUGUAUCGGCAGAUUCGCGUUCACGAAAAAGAUUGGCCGAUCCAAAAGAUUUUAUGGCGCAACUCAUCCGCGGAGAGAAUUCAAGAGUACUAUCUAUGCACGGUGACCUACGGGCUAACUUGCGCUUCGUAUCUCGCUCUGAAAUGCGUUCGAAAGCUUGCGCUCAAUAGUGCCUCGACGCAUCCCCUCGCGUAUGAGAUUCUACUAAAUGACAUCUACGUUGAUGACGUCUUCUCAGGUGCGUCGGACCUAACCCUAGCAAAGGAACGAAUUCGACAAGUGAACGCGGCCCUCAAGGCGGGCGGUUUCAAUCUCAGAAAAUGGAUCGCCAACGAUCCCGCGAUUCUCGAGGACAUACCACGGCCAGACCACGAGUCCUCGUCGACCAUGAAAGUGGAAGACACAACCUCGUAUCAAACAUUGGGAAUCGUCUGGAAUCGAGAAUCCGACAGCUUCGUCUUCUCCGCACCGGCACCUCUGACGUCUGACGUCGUCUCGAAGCGCUCCGUAUUAUCCUUCACUGCGCGAAUGUUCGAUCCUCUGGGCUGGCUUGCUCCGAUUCUCGUUGUCGCCAAAAUAUUCAUGCAAGAACUCUGGGCUAUUCGCCUGGAUUGGGAUAACGACCUGCCCGAAGAACUAGCUUCUCGUUGGAUCAAAUUCACUCAAACUCUGGCUGAGAUAUCAACGAUCUCCAUCCCGCGCUGGCUCGGAACAGAUCAGUCUACAAUUGCGAUUGAGCUCCACGGAUUCUCUGACGCGUCCCAACGUGCGCUUGGCGCUGUGAUCUAUUCUCGCAUCAUAAAUCAAAAAGGUGAAGUUCGCGUCGUAUUGGUGAGUGCAAAAACAAAAGUGGCGCCACUCAAACGCAUGACCGUUCCUCGCCUCGAACUCUCUGCAGUCGUCCUACUUACUCGUCAGGUUCUCCAGCUUCGAGAAACUCUCGAAUUACGUCGAGCUCCCAUUCACCUCUGGACCGACUCCACCGUCGCACUCACGUGGAUCAAAAGUCAUCCAUCCCGAUGGAAGGAUUUCGUAAGUCACCGCGUAUCCUUUAUACAGGACCUUCCUAAUUCCCGCUGGCAUCAUAUAUCCGGAAGGGAGAAUCCGGCGGACCUCGCCUCCCGAGGCACCUCCCCUCAGCAUUUACAAAGCCACCAGCUUUGGUGGACGGGACCGCAUUGGCUGCGAAAUCGCCUCACCUCAUGGCCGAAUUCAACGCCAGACCUCAGCUCAAGUAUAGAUCUCGAAGAGAAACCGAGAACCUGUGCCACAGCGACCGACGGGGGUCCCGAAAUUUGGAACCUUAUAGACCGAUAUUCGACGCUCACCCCUCUACGUCGCCUCACGGCAUGGCUUUUCCGAGCUCGCGAGUGCUGGCAACGCGCUCGCAACGCUCCUUCACGUCGCACCGUUCUCACCACCGAAGAACUUGAAUAUGCUCUCCUCUUCUGGGUUAAAACAAUGCAGCAGGCCUACUUUCCUCAGGAACUUCGAGCCCUUCGUGAUCAACGAACGAUAGCGACCUCGAGCAAUCUAUCACGCCUCUGCCCAAUUCUCAAUUCAAACGGGCUUCUCAGACUGCGAGGAAGACUCCGAUUCUCUCAGCUGGAUCCUUCGGAAAAACAUCCUCUAAUUCUACCGCGCCAAUCCCGGCUGACCACACUCGUGAUCGACUAUUACCAUCGGCGUACUUUGCACGGCGGGCCGCAGCUCACGUCAGCGUCCAUCCGGCAGAAAUUCUGGAUCAUCGGUGGUCGUCUUCCCAUCCGAUCAUUCAUUCAUCGCUGCAUCCCCUGCUGUCGACAGCGUGCUAUUACGAGUCAACAGCUCAUCGGACAGCUCCCAGCUUCACGCGUAACUCCUUGUAGACCGUUCUAUCACUCUGGAGUGGACUACGCCGGCCCUCUAAUACUCAAAACCUUUCGAGGACGAGGCUUCAAGACGUACAAGGGAUAUUUCAUCAUUUUUGUUUGUUUCAGCACUUCAGCUGUGCAUCUCGAAGUCGCGACAGACUAUUCCACUGACGGCUUUCUCGCGGCAUACAAGCGCUUUACCAGCCGUCGCGGGCUUUGCGCCACAAUAACGAGCGACUGCGGAACCAACCUAAUCGGUGCCGACGCCGAGCUUAAACGGAUGUUCAGCGCCUCAUCAAAAGAAUGGUCUCAUCUCGCUAACCUGCUCGCUAACGAUGGCGUUACGUGGAAAUUUAAUUCCCCUGCGGCUCCGCACUUUGGCGGAAAGUGGGAGUCCGGCGUGAAGUCCGUUAAACAUCAUCUUCGCCGCGUGGUCGGGGAUACUCGUCUAACUUACGAAGAGCUUUCAACCCUCCUGGCUCAAAUCGAAACUAUCCUAAAUUCGAGGCCUCUAGGAGCCCUGACGGACGACCCCUUGGACGCCUCCGCUUUGACGCCCGGGCAUUUCCUCGUGGGAUCCGCUCUGACUACGGUCCCAGAGCCGUCUCUCUCUGAACUCCCGCCCAGCCGCUUAUCGCGCCUGCAACUAAUCCGACGGAUGCUCGAAUCAUUUUGGCAACGAUGGGCAUCCGAAUAUCUGCAUCAAUUGUAG